Molecule: messenger RNA, 1623 nt
Organism: Etheostoma spectabile (orangethroat darter)
Lineage: Eukaryota; Metazoa; Chordata; Actinopteri; Perciformes; Percidae
Product: nuclear pore complex protein DDB_G0274915-like
Exons: 5
Coding region: 1-1560 (519 amino acids)
Source: RefSeq, a predicted model, not a curated record
AUGAUCCCUUCAACGCCCCAAAGGAUGAUCCCUUCAACGCUCCAAACUUCAACACCCCCUAAGGAAGACCCAUUUUCAGCCCCAGCAUCGUCUAAAGAUGAUCCCUUCAGUGCUUCCACAACACCACCUAAAGAAGAACCUUUCUCUACACCCAUUAAACCUUCCCAAGAUGACCCUUUUACUGCUGCAACAACACCCCCCAAAGUGGAUCCUUUCUCCACACCAUCCAAACCUACAACAGAUGACCCUUUUACUGCAGCAACAACACCACCCAAAGACAACCAUUUUACUGCAGCAACACCACCACCCAAAGAGGAUCCUUUUGCUGCACCAUCCAAACCUAAGAAAGACGACCCUUUUACUGCAGCAACAACACCACCCAAAGACGACCCUUUUUCUGCAGCAACAACACCCCCUAAAGAGGACCCAUUCACAGUGCCAUCCAGUCCACCAGAAGUUGAUGCCUCGGAUCCCUUCAAUGCCCCUCCGGUGACCUCGCCCCAAGGCAGUGCAGAUUUGUGGGGAGCCCCUGCUAGUUCUCCACCUGCCACCGGGUCAGAUCCCUGGGGGCCGCCGUCUGCUCCAAAGGAAACAAAGAGCGGAGAUCCCUGGGGGGAUGGAACGAACCUCUCCUCACCCAUUGAUCAUUCUGAUGCAUUUGGAGAUUCAUCCAACCUGGACAGUGACCCAUGGGGAACCCCAGCUGCAGCUCUAGUUAGCACAGGUGAUGCGUGGGGUUCACCUGCUCCACCCUUAGACUCCUCCCCAUCCAGUGACCCCUUUGGAGAUGGUGCAUCUAAAAAAAGUGAUCCUUGGGGUGCUCCAAGUAACGCAUCUAGCAAUGACACAGGAAAACAAACGGCGCAGGAAGAGAAGUUGCAUAAAAAGACUGCGUCGUUUCUGGGCUCUGCGGGGGCGUCGCUUGUUGACCUGGAUGAUCUAUUUUCUUCUAACCCCAAACCCAAACAACUCCCCCUCGCCAACAAGCUCGUUGCCCAGACUCAAGCCAUCGGCGCUUUCAAAGCCAGGGGCAUGGCAUCUGGCCCCGUGGUCAGAUCAGGGACUGUUGCAGGGGGGUUCCUUCCUGAAACAUCAUACAGCAGUCCUUUUGGUUCCACCCUUGCUCCCUCCUUCGGUGCACCUUCUCCCACUUUUGGAGCUGCCAAUCCUUCCAGUGAAACUCCCUUAUUUCAGCUACCGUCUCAUACCAUGAGCUCAAAUAUGCCUCAGGUGGCUCCUCCGUUCACAGGAACUGGAAUGGUACAAUCCGUUUCUGUGGGAGGGAGUCCACAAAUGGGCCUUAACGUGAACCCCCCCUUUGGAGGAGUGGAAAUGGUGCAUUCUGGACUCCCGGUGGGGAAUCCUUUGGCAGACCCCCUGUUAUUGGGAACAGGAAUGGGUCAGUCCAGUUUCUAUGGAGGAUAUCGCCAAGCAGGAGUGGCUCAAUUGGGAGGAUCCACUCCACUGGGCGGCGGGGGAGUCCCCUUCCAGCCCCAGUUUCUCUCAGGCAGAGGGUCGGGUGAGAACUUGAACAAAAACAACAAUCCAUUCCUGUUCUGAUACCUUGCCAUGUAUUCCUUCCUGUUAGAUGCAUGCAUUAUAUUAAGUGAUCAUACUGGGUAG